Messenger RNA from Parastagonospora nodorum SN15, 2387 nucleotides. RefSeq lists its product as hypothetical. Gene Ontology annotation, molecular function: alpha,alpha-trehalase activity; calcium ion binding. The record is from RefSeq and is a predicted model, not a curated record. The transcript has 4 exons. Gene Ontology annotation, biological process: trehalose catabolic process. NCBI's taxonomy places the organism in Eukaryota, Fungi, Ascomycota, Dothideomycetes, Pleosporales, Phaeosphaeriaceae. Gene Ontology annotation, cellular component: cytoplasm. The coding region runs from base 1 to 2100 and encodes 699 amino acids.
AUGCUCAAUGUUUUCUCCGCUGACACGCUGCAGAAUGUAGACCGCUCUGGCCGCAAUGCACCACUUUCCGAGGGCGUGUCUGCUGGGCGGCGCAUCAGUCACGAUGAGGUGUCCAUGCAGCCGCGCCGCUUCCUGAUUCAGGUCGACGAAACCCUACAGACGCUCCUCUCCCGUGAGGAUCUGGAUGAGAACUACCAGAUCACCAUAGAUGACAAAGGACCAAAGGUACUUUCACUCGGGACCCUCGCAUCCAAUGCACACAACAAAUUCGACGUUCGCGGCACCUAUAUGCUCUCCAACUUGCUCCAGGAGCUCACCCUCGCAAAAGACUAUGGCCGCAAGACCAUUGUGCUUGACGAAGCACGCCUCAACGAGAACCCCGUGAACCGCCUUCAGCGACUCAUACAACACUCCUUCUGGGACGGCCUUACCCGCCGCAUUGAUGGCUCAAAUAUUGCAAAGGUCGGACGGGACCCGAAGGACUGGACUAAGGACCCACGUCCCCGCAUCUACAUUCCACAGGGUGCACCCGAGCAGUACGAGUACUACACCCGCAUCGCGCGAGAGCAUCCUGACAUGCGCCUUGAUGUUCAAUGGCUGGCCAAGGACUGUGACAGCCCUGAAUAUGUGCGAGACCUGAACAAGGCGCCCGGGCUGCUCGCCAUUGCUAUGGAGGAGUGGAUUGAUCCCGUCACCAAGAAAAAGGACCUGAGAGGCCUGCCAUUCGUGGUGCCCGGCGGUCGCUUCAACGAGCUGUACGGCUGGGACAGCUACAUGGAGUCGCUUGGCCUGCUCAUCAACGACCGCGUGGACCUGGUGAAGCCAAUGGUCCAGCACUUCUGUUUCUGCAUCAAGCACUACAACAAGAUCCUGAACGCCAAUCGGACCUACUACCUCUGUCGUUCGCAGCCACCCUUUCUAACCGACAUGGCACUGCGUGUCUACGAACGCAUCAAGCACGAGCCCGGGUCGUUGGAAUUCCUGCGCGAGUCCAUACUUGCCGCUAUCAAGGAAUAUAACUCUGUCUGGAUGGCUGCACCACGCCUAGAUCCCGUUACCGGUCUGACGCGGUACCGUCCAGGCGGUCUCGGUGUACCGCCCGAAACAGAAGCCAGCCAUUUCGAGCAUGUGCUCAAGCCAUACUACACUAAGCAUGGUAUGACUUUUGAAGAGUUCGUUGACGCGUACAACAACCAGCGUGUCAAGGAGCCGGAAUUAGAUGCCUACUUCCUCCACGAUCGUGCAGUACGCGAAUCAGGUCAUGACACUUCUUAUCGACUUGAGAACGUCGCUGCAGACCUUGCAGUCGUGGAUGUCAAUGCACUUUUGUACAAGUAUGAGGUCGAUAUCGGUCGCUGUAUUCGCAACCACUUCGGAGAUCGUCUUGAGAUCCCUGCAGAGUUCUGUGCCGGGAACAUGAAGCCUGGCCAGAUUGAGACAUCUGCCGGCUGGGAACGCCGCGCUAGGAAACGGCGUACUCAAGUUGACAAGUAUCUCUGGGACGAGGAGGCUGGCAUGUACUUUGACUAUAACACCGUCAAGCAGGAAAGGACCGGCUACGAAAGUGCAACAACCUUCUGGCCCAUGUGGUCUGGUCUGGCUACUCCUCGACAGGCUAGCAUACUUGUUGAGAAGGCAUUGCCGAAGCUCGAGGUUUUUGGUGGUCUGGUCUCUGGUACUGAAAAGUCCCGCGGCCAAGUCACUCUCGAGCGCCCCAACCGGCAGUGGGAUUAUCCUUUUGGCUGGGCACCGCAACAGAUCCUUGCAUGGGUCGGAAUGCAACGAUAUGGGUACGAUGCCGAGGCACAGCGAUUGGCUUAUCGAUGGUUGUUCAUGGUUACCAAGGCUUUUGUUGACUUCAACGGUGUCGUCGUGGAAAAGUACGAUGUCACCAGGAAGAUCGAUCCUCACAGGGUUGAGGCAGAGUAUGGUAACCAAGGCAGCGACUUCAAGGGUGUGCCGCGCGAAGGAUUCGGUUGGGUCAACGCAAGUUAUAUUUACGGCCUCACGCUUCUUAGCGCCCAUCAGCGUCGCGCGUUGGGCGCUUUGACCGACUAUGAUAGCUACGAGAGAGCGGUGUCCGACCUCGGCAUGGCCUAAAGCCUGCUAUUUUGUACUUGCAUCAAUCACGACUUCAUGACAUGCAUUCAGGUCGGAUGCUAGAUCUGGGCUUCUGCAUUUCAGCGAGUCAAUGAACGUUCACUCGUUAAGUGGCGCAAUGUAAAAGAUGAUCUUGCCUCUGGGGAGUUUGUUCGGAGUGUUCGCGGCUUUGAUAUGGAGAUCCUUGGUAUUAGUGCGAGUUGACGGCAGGGUGGAAAUGUGGGGGUUUUCGGUAUGGUUUGACUUAGGCUUGAGCUAUGAUCAAUACAAGACAUUAAUACUCCAAA